GUGCCGUCUUUUCUUCUUGACAAGCAAAAUCCACUGCUCCUCGGACUGGGCUUCGUAAUUGACCCUUGCAGCCGCAAGCAGCUGAAGAUCUUCAAUGCAAUCAUCAAGCGUACGCUGCCGGCGAUGGCAUGGCUGCGGCUCCAGAGUUCCACACAUAGCGCGGUCGCUGCCGUUUUGCAGUCAGCCCUUGAGGGACUCUUGUCAGACAGACCGGGCAUAGAGGCAGCUACUCGCCUUCUUGUGCGCUUUGCAGAGGAUCAUGCUUCGGAGGAAGAAAACCUUUGCAGCGAGGAUGCUGUGAAGCGCAUCAAGGGCCUCUACAAGAAGGCUUUUCAACAGUAUCAGUACGAGAAGGCCAAGAAGCUGAAAACUUCCGACGACAGCUCCUCCCUGGAUCUGCGCUUUCCCUCACCGAGUGUGAGCGUGAAUGGGAAGAUGAUAGUGGGGCUGGAGAACAUAGAGAAGUUACUGGAGCCGGAGAUACAGCAAGAGGUGCAGCAGAUCUCAUUCGCUUUUCAGAUGAUGAGAACGCGACCGUCGAUGGUCCCAGAAAAGCAAAUUCUCAACUUCGCCUACAGCAGCAAGCACCUUCAUCCGAGCAGCUUCCGCAUUCAACCAAAGCUGUUGACGGCCUGGUAUCCGGGAAUUUCCACAUCUCCCAUACGUCAUGUGCCUUUGCGGCCGGACAUGCUUCGGAAAGUGCCAGGAGGUCAGCUGCAAGGAAAAUCCACGCGGCCCUACCCCGCGGUCCAUCUUGCUGUGCUCUCCUCGGGCCAGGGCGGCGACUCGAAGCUUUUGCAGGAUCUCCGGGAGGUGCUCGGAGCCUUCGCGGCGCUCUCCUCGCUAUCGGGCAGCCGUCCAACCCCAAAGCGAUAUCUUCACAUCGCCAUCACAGCAGGCUGCGGUCAGCCUGUUGGGUCGCCACUGCCGGUCUCUGGCGCCUUGCGGCGCUGUGUUGCAGCUGCCUCCACGGGCGGAUUCGACCAGCUGACCCAACUGCUUGAUGCAUUGCGGGCGGCAGAUGUCACUGCCGAGAUGCUCUUGACGGCAUGUGGCGCCUCGCUGCCCCAGAAGGUCCUUCAGGAGAAGGCGGUGACGGUGGUGCAGGAAGAUGUGGAGCUCUGCCAAGCACACCUGCCCAUCUUGCGCGAUCUAGGAGUGCUGGAGGGCCUUAUGCUUCUUGUGAACGGGCGGCUCUUUGGGCCCUUGGAGCUGGAUGGGCAAAGCUUUACCGCGGGCAUCGUCGCUCACGCGGAGGAGCUGGAGCUCGACUUUGGACCCGUGCAGCUCCAGGACGGCCUCGUUCUAGCAGAAGAUGCGGUUGUCAAGAUGCUCAAGCAGAGAGCUGGCUCCACGGAGGACUAUCUGCUGGCAUUUGCGUUGGCGGUGCGCGCUCGCUCCGUUGUGGAGAGCUUCGCCGCGCGAAGCGGCGAGACCACAGAAGAGAAGUCCGAGGAGGGAGAGCAGCUGCAGGAUUCGCACCGUAAAGGAGUCGCCGAAGUGAUGUACGAAAGGGCACCGCCGGGAUUGCGAAUGCACCUGGCUCCAAGAGAGGUCUCCUUUGGAUCUCCGAUCCGGGUGUAUGCCUUGCUGAACCCUCUCGGCAAGGGAGCGCAACGUCUCCCGCCACUGCUGGCGCUCCUACACCAGGAGCUGAAUGCCGAAGUGUUCGUCACUCUUCGCCCUGUGCGACUUGCUGAGUCUCCUCUGACGGGUUACUUCCGAACGGCUGCUGCACCAACAGCGCCCGAAGGCGGUCUUGCCGCCCUGGGAGAAUGGAACGGCACAAUGAAGGGUGUUCGCAUCGAGCUGCCACCACGGCGCGGCCAGCUGUUGAGUGUCCAGCUCGUGGCACCAGAUGAUUGGCUCUGCUCGCCCGUGGACUCUGCUGCUGACCUAGACAGCAUUCCAGCGCAUGCCCCAAGAGGCUCUCCGGGUGCCAAGGUCCAUGUGCGCUAUGAGGUGGAGGCUCUUUUCCUGGAGGGUGUGGCAGAGGAUGCACGGGGCAGCCCAGCCACUGGACGCCAGCUUGCACUGGCGCCCCUGCGUGGUGUGGCCGAGACGGCUGGCAGCAACUCGGUGGUCGUGAAAAGUGGCUACUUCCAACUGCGUCAGAAGCCGGGUGUGUAUCAGCUAUCUCUUCGCUCCAACGAGGAGAGGCUGCUGCGGCCGAAAGGUCUCGUGCAGCUGGCAGACCUGGCUGGCAGAGGCUCUCUGCUGGAGGCUCGAGUAGGCAAAAUGGGCCUCGGAGAGGACGCACAAGCGAGCUUCUUCAAGGCAAACGACUCCGAAAGCACGCAGAACUUCGAAGGGGCAGGUGGCGAUCCUGCGGAAUGCUCCGAGACAAUCCACAUCUUCAGCGUGGCCUCAGGUCUUCGCUACGAGCGCUUGCUGCGAAUUAUGAUGCUCUCAGUCCGCAAGCACACCAAGUGCAAGCUGCGCUUCUGGCUUGUGGAGAAUUUCCUCAGCCCUCGCUUUCGCCGAAUUCUGCCCGGUUUGGCAGAGCAAGUAGGGUUUGCCGUCAGUCGGGUGACGUACAAGUGGCCCACCUGGUUGCGAGAGCAAACACAAAAGCAGCGUGUGAUCUGGGCAUACAAGAUCCUUUUCCUGGAUGUGUUCUUCCCUGCAGAAGUGAAGCGCAUCCUCUUCAUCGAUGCCGACCAGAUCGUCCGUGCCAACGUGGAGGAACUUUGGAGGAUGGACAUCAAAGGCCAUGUCUAUGGCUUUGUGCCAUUCUGCGGAUCUGGACCACCAGAAAGCCUCACUAGCCACAUCUGGGGGUCCUUGACCGGAAAGGCAGCAAAGCAGGAGGAUUUGAAAAAUCCGGAUACUGUGGGCUUUAGGUUCUGGGAGCAAGGUUUCUGGAAGAAUCACCUGGCGGGUCGGCACUACUACCAUAUCUCCGCCCUGUUCGUUGUUGACCUAGAGGUGUUCCGACAAACUGGUGCAGGGGAUACUCUUCGAGAUGUUUAUCAGUCCUUGACGGCGGACCCGCACAGCUUGGCCAACUUGGAUCAGGAUCUGCCAAACUACAUCCAAGCCAACCUGCCCAUAUACAGCCUACCACAAGAAUGGCUUUGGUGCGAGAGUUGGUGCAGCGAGAGUUCCAAAACCAAUGCCAAAACCAUCGACAUGUGUCAGCAUCCUUCGAAGAAAGAAGGCAAGCUACAGCAAGCACGGCGGAUUGCACCGGAAUGGGCGCAAUAUGACGAUGAGCUGCAAAGCAUCCUAGACAAGCUAGAUCUCUGCUCUGAGGUCUGUGCGUGCGGAGGUUUGCGCUUCCUUUGCCGAAUCGAUCUCUGCGAGCACCCGGAGCCUCGGAAGCACGGCGACAAUGGCAACUUCGACACCGAGAAGGCUCCACAGCCGAACCUGGAAGCCGAGGAGCUCUGCUGGGAGGCUGACGGGACGGCGCCUUGGCUUCCAGUGAAAACGGUUUACAUAGGAUUACCCGUUUCCCUUUUUGUGAGCGUCGUGAUGUGCCGCCAGGUCCUCAUUUAG
Messenger RNA from Symbiodinium necroappetens, 3501 nucleotides. Lineage: Eukaryota; Dinophyceae; Suessiales; Symbiodiniaceae. The record is from the annotation of a GenBank genome assembly.